This is a messenger RNA of Ruditapes philippinarum (Manila clam), 1134 nucleotides long. RefSeq lists its product as uncharacterized. The transcript has 6 exons. The annotation marks the transcript as partial. The record is from RefSeq and is a predicted model, not a curated record. Lineage: Eukaryota; Metazoa; Mollusca; Bivalvia; Venerida; Veneridae.
ACUCAAUGUUUUUGUUGCUUAUUAUUCAUUUUUUAAAGUUUUCCAUCAUGCAUUGCAACUAAACUGUUACAUCUUGUAGAUCCAGCUUUGUAAAAUAAUCAUGAAACGACCCCGAGAAUAUCAUGUACAUUUUAGAAACAUGACACGUGCUUUCUCAUGAGUAUUUCGGCAAUGGGCCGAAUGGCUACGGAAAAUAAACAACAGAGACUUGCCGUACUGAAGAGAAAUUAAAGAAAAGUAGACACUUGAGAGAAAAAUCCUGAAAAAAUCUCGAGGGUGACUGUUUUUUAGUUUACAAAAAAAAGAAAAACAACGUGAAGUGCAAAUAGAUCUGGCUGAAGAUAAACAAACUAACAAUUCCUUUGCAAAAUAUAAAACUUAAAGAAAAAAUGGAAAAAAAAAAAAUACCGUGAUCAGUGAUCACGUUAAACGAGAUUUGACGUCGUGAUUUACGCAUGACGUUGACGUUGUUUCUACGCGACAUUGUCAUUGACGCCACAGCAAUAGAAAAGCGAAUUUAUUCACAUAUCAGUUUUCAGCGAUAUUUAACGAUUAUCGACAGUUAUGGAGGAAGUUUUUAUACCGAAAAUAUCUAUCCUGACCCAAGAUGGAGGAAUAUUUUCCAGUCUUGACAGUUUAUCUGUAUUUACCGGAUACGUUCCCAUUACAGUUCCGAUUUUCCAGGCAGUGAAAGUUAAGCAAGAAAACAGACUAACCACUUUCCUGCGAACAUUGAGAAACUCUGUUCUGAAAUAUUCUAGACAAGAUUAUGAUAUCAUUAGUACUGAUGAAGAUUUUGAUACACUGUUUUCCUCUGAGACACACCUAGUUUUAAAAGAACGCAAAAGAACGCUGGUACACUUCAUUAAGAAACAUGAAACAGCCCUGCUUGCAUUGAGAGAAGCUAGAAUGAAUUGUUGGAAGUCAAAGGCAAAGCUGCAAAAGUAUGAGUUGAUUUUAGAGACACAGAGAUCUUCGUUACGUUACAACCAGAACGAGGCUAAAGUAAGAGAGGCAGCAAUUGAGGAUAUGGAAUUGGUACAUAAUAAAUGGAUGGUCAAGCACGAGAAAGACCAUAUUGCUUUUGAGAAAAAGUUCUUAGCUGAGAUAAGUUUGCGAGAGAAAAUUCAAAAG